AUGGGUCAAAUUCUAUCUCAUCCGAAAACAGAAAAAACUUCUGAAGAAGGGGGAGACUCCUUUGUUGCCUACGGGUUAUCUUGUAUGCAAGGUUGGAGAGUUUCCAUGGAAGAUUCUCAUUCUACAGUCUUGGAUAUGUCCAAGCUUGUUGGAAAAACCAAUUUGAAUGAACAAAAUGCUUUCUUUGGUGUUUAUGAUGGUCAUGGUGGCGAAAAAGUUGCUAUUUUUACAGGUGAAAACCUACCUAAGAUUUUGGCUAAAUCAGAAAACUAUGCGAAAGGCGACUAUAUUCAGGCUCUAAAGGACACUUUUCUUGCUGCCGAUGUAGAAUUAUUGAAUCACGAAGAAUUAUCCAAAGAUCCUUCUGGUUGUGCUGCAACAACUACUUUGAUCACUCCAAACGCUAUCUAUUGUGCAAAUGCGGGUGACUCAAGAACAAUAAUGUCAAUUGAUGGUGUUGUUAAACCUUUAUCGUUUGAUCAUAAACCAACCAAUGAGGGUGAAAAAAACAGAAUUGUAAAUGCCGGUGGCUUUGUCGAUAUGGGUAGGGUUAAUGGUAACCUGGCUUUAUCAAGAGGUAUUGGUGAUUUUGAAUUUAAGGAUUCAAAUUUAAAACCAGAAGAACAAGCUGUCACGCCACUACCUGAUGUUCUUGAACAUAAGCUAGAUACUUUGAAGGAUGAAUUUAUAGUUUUAGCAUGUGAUGGUAUCUGGGAUUGUCUAUCCUCUCAGCAAGUCAUUGAUUUUGUCAGAAGAUACAUUAAAGAAAAGAAAUCACUAAUUGAAAUCAGUGAAUUGUUAAUGAAUACUUGUUUAGCUCCAACUUCUGGUGGAUCUGGUAUUGGUUGUGACAAUAUGAGUGUUUGUAUAGUUGCACUUUUAAAGGAUGGUGAAAGUUUGGAUGACUGGUACAAAAGAAUCGGCUCUAAAGUUUCAGACGAAGAUUUGAAGAAGUUACCAACAGCUGACGAUUUGUCAAAUGACUUAUACAAAGUUGAUAUUGCAACAAAAAUAUCAGAAACAAGCGAAAAUGACUCAAGCAAUAAAAAUGGAGGUUUACGAUCAACUCUUAGAUCCGAAGAAGAAGAUGAUGAUGACGAAGAUGGCAAUGUUCUUAAAGGUGGAGCACCUGCUUUCUUGCAACAGUUAUUGGCAGCGUCUUCUGCACAACGUGAUAAUAAUGUCAUUUAUCUAGACCAAAAUGCUACUUCAAUUUUACAAUCGUUGGGUGUUAUGGAAGAAGACGAUGAUGUUAAGAUUGAGCAGGAAGAUGAAGACAACGAAGAUAACGAUAAAGAGGAUAAGAUCAAGGAAGUUACUGAUGAUAAGCAAUAG
This is a messenger RNA of Pichia kudriavzevii, 1335 nucleotides long. RefSeq lists its product as uncharacterized. NCBI's taxonomy places the organism in Eukaryota, Fungi, Ascomycota, Pichiomycetes, Pichiales, Pichiaceae. Gene Ontology annotation, molecular function: protein serine/threonine phosphatase activity; cation binding. The record is from RefSeq and is a predicted model, not a curated record. Gene Ontology annotation, biological process: protein dephosphorylation. The transcript has a single exon. Bases 1 to 1335 code for a protein of 444 amino acids.